AUGGAAACGGCGAGCUUCUUAUUCGUGCUGUUUUUGGCGGCGGCGGUGUGUCCCGGCCAUAGUGCCCCGAAGUCAAGGAGAUCCCGGGCUGCUAUAGAGGAGGAGCCACCCGUGCGAGAGAGCAAGCUUGAGGACAAGUACAAAGAGGAGCUCACUACUGCCGCACCGGAGCCUACGCACAGACGGAACAAGGCACUGAACCUGUUCGGCUACUUCCCCCCCUUCAUGUCCUCCGGCCUGGACUACGCCGAGGACGACGACGAUGACGUCACCUUCUCCGUCAACGACGACAGUUUCAGCGACGAGGACCUCUCCCGAACGAUCCCCUCCACGCGCAGACAGCAGAACAAGAAGAAGAACGGCAACGCGAACGCCUACCAGAACGACAACAUAAACUCCCUGCAGUACGACAACUCGCCGAUAUUCUACAUCAGGCUGCCGCCCACGCCUUACAUGUUCGUCCCCGGGCUCGGGUACGUGUCGCAGCCGCCAUCUCUCGGGCCGCCAAUGUCGCCGAUGAUGGCCCAGGGGGUCCCAUCACAAAUGGGCGAUCCUUUCAUCAACCUGCCUCUAGACUUCGUUUCGAAUGGAAAGCCAACGGGCGUGUACCAGUGGAGCGGCGCCGGGGGAUACCCCCAAGUGCCCCAAAUGGGUCCCGUCGAUCCGUUCGGCUACGGAGCCCCACAGCCGGUAAUGCCAGCGCCAAGACCAACCUACAACACGCCAACUUACUCUAAACCCAAACCAAAACCUGUGCCCACAAAUUCUAAAGUAACCAACCUGAAAGGUCCGUUCGUCUUUAACGGGAAACCAGGUGACAGCGUCUACGUACUGAGGGACACUUACAACUCUAUAUACUCCGACGCUCUCCAGAAUUUCUACCCC
Molecule: messenger RNA, 885 nt
Organism: Iphiclides podalirius (scarce swallowtail)
Lineage: Eukaryota; Metazoa; Arthropoda; Insecta; Lepidoptera; Papilionidae
Source: the annotation of a GenBank genome assembly